AUGAUGAAGAGGAUGGUGAUCCUGAGGCGGUGCCACCCGCCGCCGCCGCCUCCACCGGCGGUGCUCUUCGGCGGCGGGUGCCCCUGCCGCAGCGGUGGCGGCGGCGGCGUGUGCUACGGGGAGUGCCGGCGGAACCACGCGGCGAGCAUGGGCGGCCACGCCGUGGACGGGUGCCGCGAGUUCCUGGCCGAGGGUGAGGAGGGCACCACCGCCGCGCUCCGCUGCGCGGCCUGCGGGUGCCACCGCAGCUUCCACCGCCGCAUGGUGGUGCAGCGCUGCUGCUGCUGCUUCUGCUGCGACGUCGACAGCGGCGGCGCCGAUGAUGCCGCCGUAGCCGUAGCCACAGCCGCCACCGGGCACCGGUGGGACGACGACUGCUCGCCGGAGUCCUCGGCGUCCAGCACCACGCCCAGCUAG
Miscanthus lutarioriparius is the source of this 417-nucleotide messenger RNA. The record is from the annotation of a GenBank genome assembly. Lineage: Eukaryota; Viridiplantae; Streptophyta; Magnoliopsida; Poales; Poaceae.